GCUCUCAUUGGGAUGGGCGGGCACCCGCCGGCGGUCCCGCCAUGAGCGUGGCGCUGCGGAACGCGCAGUGCGCCGUGCCCGUGCGCCGGGUCCCUCUCCGCCGCGCCGUGUGCGCCCUGCGCGCCGCCCUGGGCGCCUCCCGCUUCGACGUGGGGCUGGUCUGCGCCAGCAACGCGUUGAUGCGGCGUCUGAACGGCGCCUACCGACACUGCCCGGAGCCCACCGACGUCCUCUCUUUCCCGUUCCACCAAGUGGCGGCGGGGGAGCUGCCGCGGCCGUGCUGCCGCGACGAGUACAACCUGGGGGACAUUUUCCUGGGGGUGGAGUACAUCCACCAGCAGUGCCGCGAGACCGGGGAGAAAUUUGACGAUGUACUGACGGUGACGGCAGCCCACGGAUUGUGCCACUUGCUCGGCUACCGGCACGACACGAAACCCGAGUGGGAGCAGAUGUACCAGAAGGAAGUACAAAUCCUGGAGGAGCUGAACCGCCUCACAGGCUCCCGCCUGCGUCCUCUCACCGCCGGCCUUUUCUGAGAGACCGAGAGCGGGGCGCCGGCGGAGCCCCGGCACCGCCCCGGACGUGG
Prinia subflava (tawny-flanked prinia) is the source of this 586-nucleotide messenger RNA. RefSeq names its product ybeY metalloendoribonuclease (gene YBEY). Lineage: Eukaryota; Metazoa; Chordata; Aves; Passeriformes; Cisticolidae. The transcript has 3 exons. Gene Ontology annotation, biological process: rRNA processing. The record is from RefSeq and is a predicted model, not a curated record. The coding region runs from base 42 to 536 and encodes 164 amino acids. Gene Ontology annotation, molecular function: metalloendopeptidase activity.